Messenger RNA from Ogataea philodendri, 1176 nucleotides. RefSeq lists its product as uncharacterized. Bases 1 to 1176 code for a protein of 391 amino acids. The transcript has 2 exons. The record is from RefSeq and is a predicted model, not a curated record. Lineage: Eukaryota; Fungi; Ascomycota; Pichiomycetes; Pichiales; Pichiaceae. Gene Ontology annotation, cellular component: U2-type post-mRNA release spliceosomal complex. Gene Ontology annotation, biological process: spliceosomal complex disassembly.
AUGUCCGACAAACUGAGCUCCACAGAGGUGACUCCACUCGAGCCGAUGAAUUCGCUGAUCGCCUCAAGCGUUGGCAGGUCAUUGUCGUGCGACACAGGAUACGAGUACUGUUCCGUGUCGAGUCCACCCUUUUUGAAACACUGCGGGUGGGACCUCGACGCCACAAACCUCCAUAUCACAAUUAACAGAGAAUCAAUGAAAUCCGAGUCGAGCUCGCUAUCUGUGAACCACGGUCCUCCCGUCACCUCGAUCGAUGGUGUCAGGUGCAUUUCUCUGUGCAGCGCAAGACACGCCUGCGAGAAAUCUGGCUGUUUGUCCAGGAAACUGGACGCCUGUUUGGUGCUCAUGGUGGAUGUGGAUUUGGAAAUAUUUUUUUGGAAUUUUUUCUCUUGGUGCAUAAUGAGACGGAUCUCGAUUCCCAGCGACCACGAGGCCGAGGACGAACCGAGCACUAUAGGGAGGCCUGUUUUCAAGAGCCGGAAGCGCAAAUUGGGCGCUAAACGCAAGCUCUUUGCGAGCGAGGCCGAGUCGACCAUGGACGUGGACGAGCCCGAGUCUGGAGUACGGGUUGUGCGCAAGAAUAAGGUGAAGAUGGGCGUUUCCACGGAACCCAGUGGGUCUGGAGGCGAGAAGAAAAGCGUUUUAGAGGUGCUGAGCCGGUACGAGACGGUUUCGGCCGAUCCAGAGCCCGUCGUUGCUGCGGAAGCUCCAGUGACGAUUCCAGACGAGCUGCAAAUAAAAGAGCUGAAAGAGCGUCGGUACCGCGCGCAAUUGGACCGGCUCGGCGAGCAGAAACAGCAGGAUAACGACGAGGACUACGACUCGGAACACGAACACAAAACCAGGCGGGACCUGGACGAGGACGGCGACUUUGACGUGGACCUAGACGACGCUUUUGGGGACGGUCGACUCGCAGUCGGGUCGAACGAGGCACGGCUGCAGCGACUGAUGCGGCAAGACGAGAUCGAGGAGGCGUUGUACCAUGCACAGCUGUCGGAGGACGAGCCGGAACUGGACUACACGAGCGAGCGCGACAGGCUCAAGGAACGCAUCGAGAGCCUGCAAAAAGUGGAGAGCACAGCCAGGCAGCGCAAAGAGUCAUUGCGGGAGCAACUGGCUGAUUUGGCCGCGCAGCAAAGCGACAUUCAGCGCGAGCUUGAUCUGUUGGUUCAAUGA